Pogonomyrmex barbatus (red harvester ant) is the source of this 1261-nucleotide messenger RNA. RefSeq names its product cilia- and flagella-associated protein 298. The record is from RefSeq and is a predicted model, not a curated record. Gene Ontology annotation, biological process: regulation of cilium movement. Lineage: Eukaryota; Metazoa; Arthropoda; Insecta; Hymenoptera; Formicidae.
AACGCAAGUUAACGAAGAUAUAAAUCGCGACUUGAUACAUUAAUUUUAUAUCAGAAAUCUCAAUUUUAAUUGAAAAUCUUAAUUCGGUGAAAAUGGUGAGAUUGCACGUGAAGAAAGGUGAUGACAGCCAAUUUUUAUAUGACACUCACCUAGAGGCGCACGUGGACGAUGUUGUACGUGACAUCACAGUGAUUUACAACGGUCGUUUGAAGAUUUCAAGAAUUUGUUAUGAGAUCGAGGAGCUGGCUAAGCAUGGCGUGAUGUUACCACCUGACAUAAUGGGCCUCACAAAUGAGCAGGUCGAGGAGCUCAAACUCAAGGACGAAUGGGCUGACAAGUGCGUGCCCAUGGGCGGUUGGACUUUUAACAGAGACAAUAUCGGCCGUAGAAAUGGUAGACAGCCGAACGAGAAAAUGCAGGAGGUAUUGAAAAAAACUAUCGAGGACGCCCGUGCCAUGACGUCGAAGAAAUUAGUACAACAAGAGAAAUUAGUUACCCAAAAGAUUGUCCAAGAAGCCUUGGAUUUAUUAAGAGGCGCCGUGACUAUCGUCUAUCCAAUGGGACUUCCGCCACAUGACGUGAUACGUAAAGAGUUUGAAAAUACCGAAGAUCUUACUGGUACUCAAGCAUCUCUCGAGAUAAUCGAUGUGCAAUUGGCUCAACUAUGGUUUUCCGGGAAAGAGUUAUUAUCCGGAAAAAAGAUGAAGGACUUUCUGGGUAAUAACGAGAAGACCAAAGUGAUUGUAAAACUGCAGAAGAGAGGAUCUGGAAAACCGGCGAGAGAGCCAUUGAUGUCGGAAGAUGAACGGAAACAAUUGAUGUUGCACGCGUAUCGUCGUCAAGAGCAACUGAAGGUAAGCGUUUCUUCAUAUACAUCGACGAUGAACAUCUCUCGUGAUUCAUCCAAAGUAGUAUAUAUUUUUUUAAUUAUUAUACUGUAAAUAAAAUCUAUAAUGUAAGAACAUAUAUUGACGCGUCUGGAUUUCAAAGAAGUUGGAUGAAUUAUCGGGUAACGUCGACAUUAACAACAAAUGGUUUUAGUCGAGUUUAACGCGUUCUGUUUUAUCCUCAUUCAAAAAUCAAUAAAGACGAGUAUAAGUUAGAAGUAAAAAUAAUUACCGGGAUUUUAUAAAUUAUACGUCAAUCAAAGAAAACAAUUGAUGUUGUAACCUGCAUUGCAUCUCAAGAAAUAAGAAAAAGUAAAAAAGAUUGCCACUCUUCGAGGUGAGACUUCAGUGAGUGAGAAAUGCGCCUCUAAACC